Messenger RNA from Parus major (Great Tit), 1667 nucleotides. RefSeq names its product barttin CLCNK type accessory subunit beta (gene BSND). The transcript has 4 exons. Gene Ontology annotation, biological process: chloride transport. Gene Ontology annotation, cellular component: basolateral plasma membrane. Gene Ontology annotation, molecular function: chloride channel regulator activity. The record is from RefSeq and is a predicted model, not a curated record. Lineage: Eukaryota; Metazoa; Chordata; Aves; Passeriformes; Paridae. The coding region runs from base 160 to 945 and encodes 261 amino acids.
AGCCCUGGGCAGGACCAGCUCAACGUGCAGCUGAUCCUCAGCUCCUGGCAGCCUCUGGGGAGAGAAACCACUCCUUGCCUUACGCUGUGCUUGGCAGGCAGUGCCUCAGGUGAACGGCCUUCCCGAAAUCCCUUCUCCCACCUCUUCCACCCGGAGCCCAUGGCGGAGGAGAAGAAUUUCCGCUACGCUUUCAUCAUCUUGGGUUUCUUCCUGGUGAUGGUGGGGAUGUUCAUCAUGAGUGUGGAAAAGCCUCAGUACUACAUCACCUUCUGCGUCCUGGGUGUCCUGCUCGUAGCCGUGGGCAUCACAUGGAGCAUGUGCCAGUGCUACCCAAAGAUUACGUUCAUCCCUGCGGACCUCGGGGUCGAGCGGUUCCUGGACUACAAACCCAUGGUGCUGCCACAGAAGGACACUGGCUUGAUUACCCCUUGCCCCAACCAAGAUGCCACCAGCACCUACGAGAAGAGCCUGCCAUCCUAUGAGCAGAUCCAGAGGCAGGUGGUCAGCUCGGCUCCAUUCCCACCCACGGCACAGCCCAGACCCCGCAGCUGCUCCCAGUCAGCCGUGCAGGCCAAAGCUGAGAUCCACCGGGAGCUGGGGGGUGCUGGAGACCCCCUCCAAGACCUGGGACCUCGCCUGGAAACAGCAGCAGGCAGCUGCCCCGCCCGGCCAGCCGCGGGCGAUGCCCCGCUGGCAUCCCUGCUGGAGGAGAUGGACACACCAUCGCUGGAGGGCUCCGUGCCCGGCAGCCCCACGCCACAGAGCCGGACCCUGCCCUCCGCCUCCGGCUCCGGCCGCACCCCGAGCAGCUCCUCGGAGGGGGGACAGCACCCCCGAUCCCCCUGGAAAGGUCCUGGGGAGGAGGAGGACCUCUUCUACGGGCUCCAGGAGGAGCCGGAUGCUCUGCUGAACGGCAGUGAUAACCUUUUUGAGCCUGAAAACUGAUUUCCAGGAGAGAAUGGCCACUUGGCAUGGACUCACCUCGUGGAGGGGACACACAGGUCACAGCCUGGAGGCUGUCCCUAAAAGUGCAGUGGCCCCAGGUUCCUGCCUGCCCCUGUGCCAUGCUGCACCCCUUGUGCACACCCAGCCACACAGGAGGCUGUCAUUUCCCCCAAACCCAAAGGGGAUACACCAAGAAUUCAACAGAACAUGGGACAAGGCCCCCUCACCAAAGCCAUUUGGGUGGGCACAGAGAAGCUGGGCUGGGCAGGAUCUGGGCUAAAUACUGUGCUUGGGAAGGGGAAGGAUUGGCUGUGCUGUUUGGAACAGGAUCAGGUUUAGGUAGGUAAAACAUGCUCAAUACAAGUGGGUUUUACCAGGCAGGGGUAUCCUCAAAGUCUUUUUCCCACUUACCCAAGCUUGUUGAAAUUCAAUUUUGGCCCUGAGUCUUCUGCAGCAGGCAGCCUUCAUAUCUCCAGCUUGGGAGGGGGGCAAUGGAGGUGACAGAUCGUGCUGUCCCCUAUCUCCUGCACAAGGACCAGCUUCCAGCACUCUUGGGGGCACAGGGAAAGGACACAACUGAGCCAAAAUCCUGGUGAUGGCACUUGAGGUGAUGGCUUUGCACACUGUCUGCUGGGCCAGUGUCAACAGCUGCAGGUGGGUUUGCAGGCUGGCACCCACCAUCCCCAAACUUCCUGUCAAUAAUAAUUGUUCCAAACCACGUG